Messenger RNA from Diceros bicornis minor, 3463 nucleotides. It is a transcript of the gene FBXL14, whose product is annotated as F-box and leucine rich repeat protein 14. Gene Ontology annotation, biological process: SCF-dependent proteasomal ubiquitin-dependent protein catabolic process. Gene Ontology annotation, cellular component: SCF ubiquitin ligase complex. The transcript has 2 exons. The record is from RefSeq and is a predicted model, not a curated record. The coding region runs from base 548 to 1897 and encodes 449 amino acids. Gene Ontology annotation, molecular function: protein binding. Lineage: Eukaryota; Metazoa; Chordata; Mammalia; Perissodactyla; Rhinocerotidae.
CCGGUGGCCCGGGUUGGCCUCCUGGUCCCCCCGCCUGGCGGCGGAGUGCGGGCGGCCCGGGCUGGGAGGUUUGAAAAGCGGGCGAGAGACAAAGGCAGCAGGCAGCCCCCGCGGCGCCCGGAGCCCGUGCGCGCAGCCCGGGGCCCUCGGCGGCCCGGCGGCAGGAGGUGGAGAUGCGGCAGGGGGCGUGGGAGCGGCGGCGGCGGAGCGGCGCGGCCCGAGCGCGGCGCGAGUAGACCCCAGGCGGCGGUGGCGGCCCGGCCGGCUCGGGAGUGAGUGAGGGCGCCUUCCCCGCCCGGGAUGUGAGGACCGAGCGGAGCCCGGGGCGGGGGGAGGGAAGGGAAGGGAGGCGAGGCCGGCAGGAAGGAAGGACGGACGGACGGACCAGGAGGAGGAGCGGCGGCGGCGGCCGGAGCCGGAAGGCGGGGAGGGGCCGUCCGUUGGGCCCGAGGCGGCGGUCGGGGCGAACCGCUCUCGUCGCCUCCCGGGGCCGGAGCGGCGGGGCCGCGCCUCCUCCCCCCAGCGCCGCGGAGGGGGGAGGAGGAAGAUGGAGACCCACAUCUCGUGCUUGUUCCCGGAGCUGCUGGCCAUGAUCUUCGGCUACCUGGACGUCCGGGACAAGGGGCGCGCGGCGCAGGUGUGCACGGCCUGGCGGGACGCCGCCUACCACAAGUCGGUGUGGCGGGGGGUGGAGGCCAAGCUGCACCUGCGCCGGGCCAACCCGUCGCUGUUCCCCAGCCUGCAGGCCCGGGGCAUUCGCCGCGUGCAGAUCCUGAGCCUCCGCCGCAGCCUCAGCUACGUGAUCCAGGGCAUGGCCAACAUCGAGAGCCUCAACCUAAGCGGCUGCUACAACCUCACCGACAACGGGCUGGGCCACGCGUUUGUGCAGGAGAUCGGCUCCCUGCGUGCCCUCAACCUGAGCCUCUGCAAGCAGAUCACCGACAGCAGCUUGGGUCGCAUAGCGCAGUACCUCAAGGGCCUGGAGGUGCUGGAGCUGGGGGGUUGCAGCAACAUCACCAACACCGGCCUCCUGCUCAUCGCCUGGGGUCUGCAGCGCCUCAAGAGCCUUAAUCUCCGCAGUUGCCGCCACCUUUCCGACGUGGGCAUCGGGCAUCUGGCCGGCAUGACGCGCAGCGCGGCGGAGGGCUGCCUGGGCCUGGAGCAGCUCACGCUGCAGGACUGUCAGAAGCUCACUGAUCUUUCUCUGAAGCACAUCUCCCGGGGGCUGACGGGCCUGAGGCUCCUCAACCUUAGCUUUUGCGGGGGCAUCUCGGACGCAGGCCUCCUGCACCUGUCGCACAUGGGCAGCCUACGCAGCCUUAACCUGCGUUCCUGCGACAACAUCAGUGACACGGGCAUCAUGCAUCUGGCCAUGGGCAGCUUGCGCCUCUCGGGGCUGGAUGUGUCCUUCUGUGACAAGGUUGGGGACCAGAGUCUGGCCUACAUAGCCCAGGGCCUAGAUGGCCUCAAGUCCCUCUCUCUCUGCUCCUGCCACAUCAGUGACGAUGGCAUCAACCGCAUGGUGCGGCAGAUGCAUGGGCUGCGCACGCUCAAUAUCGGACAGUGUGUGCGCAUCACGGACAAGGGCCUGGAGCUGAUUGCUGAGCACCUGAGCCAGCUCACUGGCAUAGACCUGUAUGGCUGUACGCGAAUCACCAAGCGCGGCCUGGAGCGCAUCACGCAGCUGCCCUGCCUCAAAGUACUCAACCUGGGACUCUGGCAGAUGACGGACAGUGAGAAGGUCAGCAUCCCCGCCCACUACAUGCCCAUUCUCCUCAUUGUAUCUGGGGUUCCCCUGCUCCCCCUCCCAUACUCCCCUCUCUUUUUCCCAGAGGAUAGAGAGAUGGACUCAGCUACUUACCCACCCACUCCUCUCUGCGGGGGGAUGGAGGACUGACUGAGCUACUGUAUUCCCACUGCGAUGCAUUUGGAAAUGGGGGUGGGGGUGGGGAGUGACUAGUCCUUGCGACCCUGGGGAGCUGAGGAAAAUGUCUGCCUUCACUUAAAGCUUUCAUUUGAAUACUGUGAUCUGGUUUUUAUUUUGAAAUGUAUAAAAAAGCAAACGCAACUGCAACGGCCUUUUCACCUUCUUCCACUUUGUAACUAAUCCCAGUCUCUUCUCAUCACUGCUCCUUUUACAGUACUCUGCUAUUCACGAUCAUUUCAUUUUUAUUGUCUGUCUUUUCCUUUUUUUAUUUUUUGAAGAAAUUUGAAAUCAUGGUCCCUUUUUUCCGCUGAAUAUAUUCUAUAUAUUAUAUAUAUAUAAAUUAUAUAUAUAUAUAUAUAUAUAUAUAUAUAUGUCUGGCUACCUCGUUUUAGUUUACUUUUUUCUCUGAAGCCCUGGAAUUCUACAAGAGAGAUAUUUUGAGACUAAACAUUUUCGUGCCUAGACUGGAAAGAUGCCCAUUGGGUUUGUACGUCCUUUCUGUUUUGGCUUCUUCCCAAACCCCAUCCAUCCAGUGUGUCCCCUUUCCACAUUCUGGCUAUAAUUUUCUUUUUCUCCUUGUCUAUUGGGAUUUUAGGGCCCAACCCUGUUCCUAAAUCUUGACUUAAUUUAUAGCACAAAUGUGUGGGAGAAAUGAGUGGAACUGUUUUUUUUGUUUGUUUGAGAUGCAGAUUGUGUCUUGAAAAUGAUUAUUAUAUAUGCAAAUUCUGCCCUACCCUCACCCUCUUCUGAGUUUCCCCACAAAAAGGUCACACGGUGAGGCUUCCUGUUGGAAGCACAGGAGCAGAGUUGGCCUUCAGAGCCCCUGGGGCUGUGAUGUGAAGGGGAGGAGACUGAAAUUCUCGUCUUAUCUCUUGUUCUGUUAAUAAAAUGGGAGUUUGUGGGUUUUAAAAAAUUCUGUUUCUAAAUGGAGGAAUAGGUGACUUUAUUUUGGUGGGGGUUGGGACUUGUGGCUUUAAAAAAAUCGCUUUUGAGUAGGAUGUAUAUUUUUGUUGGAUUUUUUGUUUAUUUUUUUAGAAUCCUCCACAGCAACAUGAGAGAUCAUGGAGUUAAAGAAACCCAGAGACCUUUAUCAAUUAAUUGUACUGUUUGUGAAUUUGUAUAAAUAAUAACAAAGAUCCUCUUAAAACGUUUAUAUUCUUACAGUAAAAGGUUAAACUGAUAUUUAUAUAAUAAAAGAGGAAAUAUGAAGUAUGUUUUUGAAAAAAAAAAAACAAAACACCUUGUAUCUGUGAAUUAUUUUUAAGGCAGUGUGUGUUUGGGUACGUGCCAGAGUAGGAGGUGCUGUUCGUGUACUCUACAGUGAAGGGAAAUAAGGUACAGAGUUUGGUGCAUCCUACGUGGUCUGAGUAAGCUCGUGGUUCAAAAUUUAUUCUGUAUAAGGUUUACUACUGACAUCUAAAUGUUUUGUUUCUAGAAAUGUGAUUAGACUGGAGAUUUAUAUAAUUUUUGGUUUUAAACUGUCAACAAUAUGGAAAUUUUAAAAAAUUGAACAAAAUGAAACUUUUUAAAAAACCA